AAGACUCUCAUUUUGAAGGAAUGGCUGUUUCCGUGUCUGGAUCACGUGACAAGAUGAAGCGCCGCACGGGUCACAUGAUCUGAAACCACAACACUGCAGAAUGUCAUUUCUUCAUUCCUCUUCUGUGUUCAGAGAGUAAAAAUGUCGAUGUUCAGAGUGAGUUUGAUCUGCUCGGUGUUGUUUGUUGUGUUUGGAGCUGCGUUUGGAUUCCUGGGGAAUGGAGACACAUUUCGACGGAAGGUGUCUCUGGAGCUGAACCCCGGUCUGAAUCCUCCCUCGUCUCUUCCUCCUGGAGUGCUUCUGGUUCAUGCGCGAGGACUGGGACUCAACGACACGCUUCACUUCUUACUGUGUAAUCAUGGAGCUCCGGCGCUGCUGCUGGUCCACACUAACAGCACAGAGUCUGCAGUGCGGGUGGACUGGCCCGUGUUCAUCAACCGCAGUUCCUCAGGCAGCCUGAGGGUGGAGCCAGAGAGCAGCGUGACCUACAGCUCUGCACUAGUGUUCACCAGACUGUGGGAGUACGAUGACGUCAACAACACCGCCGACCCGCAGAAGACGGCAGAGUCCAGUUUCUACCCUCCUUACGAGCUCCAGAACUUCAUCUGGUCGGAGCUGAACGGCACCGUUAACCAGUCGGAUCACAUGAUCACGUUAUGCGGCGGAGCGAAAACAGAGAGUUUCCUCAACGGCUCCCUCUGUCUGAAAUUCUCAGUGUUUGAGUCGGUGGGUCGGGAGCAAGCGUGGCCGAGUCUCCUUCAUAACGCCAACUCCUCGCAGCUCCACGUCUGGCUGGAGGGAGUCACGCCGCGAGGGAACGACUCCAGAUUCGCUCUGGAGUUUCAGUCGGUCGGCGACUCUGGAUUCCAGGGAAGAGUUGAUGUCCGCAGCUCCAUAGAUGAUGAGUACACUCCCUCUAUCUUCAAGGUGUCUCAGUGGGUCUCGUUCCCGCUCAACUCCAGCGGUGCGUGGGGUUUCUCUCAGUGGAAACCCGUGGCGUAUCGUAAGCCUGAGCCGUUGUUUGAGGACGCCACGCCCUGCAGACACUCUCCGCUGGUGUCCGUGAGCCGCGUCCCUCCGUCCGCUCUGGUUCAGGCCUAUUUCAGAGACGAUCCUCAGAUCCACGGGCUCAACAUCAGCUUCGGCAUCGAUAAAGACCCCGUCUUUUACAAAGACACCAAAUACAUCAGCUGGACAGUGUUAAUGGGCAUGGGUGAACCUCCGGCCGAUGCAUUCUCCACGUUAAUCAUUAUCAUCAUCGCCGUUGGACUUGGUACUCCGCUGGCCAUCAUCAUCGUGGGUGGAGUGUUUGUUUGGGCCCGCAAGAGGAUGACACAUGGGUCAGGCUACGAGCCAAUCAACUGAGACAUUAUGGUACAAGCCCCGCCCCAAUGUGCACACACUCGCCCAUCAGUGAUGAGGUCACUGACCCCUUAUUGGACGAUAAGAAGGAUCACACGCACGUUACUGAUGAUGUCUGAAUGUGCCUGAACAUUUGCACAGACAAACUCUCUCUGGAUGAAAAUAUCAUGAUGUCUUUUUUGAUUUAAACAUGUUACGUAUUGAAUUUUUUACAUCUUUAUACUUCAAACUGAUUGGCCACAGAACAAAUUGAGUGAUUAUUUGAUUUUGUUAAUUUUUUUUAGACAUGAUGCUUGUUUGUUCUGUGUCCCAUAAUACUAAUAAUAAUAAUAACCCUGCUUGUAUAAUCAGUUAUUUGGCCAAUUUUAAAAACAUUAAUUUCUCUUUAAUCCUGAAAUAUAUGCAGAUGUUUUGAGAAAUGAAAGCACUGAUGGAGGUUCUCAGGGAUUCAGACUUCAGUAGGUUUAGUGUUUCCUGUUCAUCAGAUGAUUUUAGGAGAACUCUGCUGCUUUGUUGUAAACUGCAUUUUGUAAACAUUGAUUUGCACCAUGUUUAAACACUGAAAUCUUUCUGUUUUUGUUGUUAUUGCCACCGCCAGUGACUUAUAAAACUGUAAAUAUGGAUUCAAAAA
This is a messenger RNA of Ctenopharyngodon idella (grass carp), 1993 nucleotides long. RefSeq names its product glycosylated lysosomal membrane protein (gene glmp). The record is from RefSeq and is a predicted model, not a curated record. The transcript is spliced from 6 exons. NCBI's taxonomy places the organism in Eukaryota, Metazoa, Chordata, Actinopteri, Cypriniformes, Xenocyprididae. Gene Ontology annotation, cellular component: lysosome. The coding region runs from base 142 to 1365 and encodes 407 amino acids.